AUGACUUUUGCAGAAAUUGUAAAAGGAUGGGAAACAGAUAAAUUGUUGCAAUUUCUAAUAAACCAAAGCAGGUUAAGGCCAGAUCAAGAAGAUAUUGCUCUUUUCAAAUAUCAAAAAAUUCGAGAUUAUUCUUUUCUCAACAUAAAAGAGAAACAACUUACAAGGUGCAAGUUUAAAUUUGGACCUGCAUGGGACAUUAUGUCCUUAAUUUCUAAUCUCAAUAACCAUGCAGGAAACUUUGUAUGA
Messenger RNA from Dentiscutata erythropus, 246 nucleotides. The record is from the annotation of a GenBank genome assembly. NCBI's taxonomy places the organism in Eukaryota, Fungi, Glomeromycota, Glomeromycetes, Diversisporales, Gigasporaceae.